This is a messenger RNA of Spinacia oleracea (spinach), 3124 nucleotides long. Its product is annotated as U-box domain-containing protein 35. Gene Ontology annotation, molecular function: protein kinase activity; ATP binding. Gene Ontology annotation, biological process: protein phosphorylation. The coding region runs from base 264 to 2771 and encodes 835 amino acids. The record is from RefSeq and is a predicted model, not a curated record. Lineage: Eukaryota; Viridiplantae; Streptophyta; Magnoliopsida; Caryophyllales; Amaranthaceae. The transcript is spliced from 10 exons.
UGAUCAAAGGCAACAACCUUAACAUAUUAACAAGGGAAAAAAGGGAGAGAAAAAGAAAAACAACAACUCUUGGGAUAUGAAUGUAUGAAAUUUGGUUAUAAAUUUCAUUAACCAAAAAUUUGGUAGAGUGAUUAAUUCUUCUUAUAAAAAAUCUCCUCUACGUUCUCUAUUCGAGGAAUUGAGGCGUGGGGGAGGUACGAAAUAAGAGGAAUACAAUUACGUAAAGAGGAAGAAGAGAGAGGUGUUCUUAGGGAGGAGACGAAAUGUGGAACCAACCCCAACACCAGCACCAACUCCAACACCAACCUCAAAACCAGCACCAACACCAGUACCAACCACCAAUCCAACACCACCAACCACCGCUACCCCAUAGCGUUAGUGCGGAGAUACAAAUUGGGGAAGUUGCCGUGGCAAUUGACAAGGAUAAAGGAAGCCAAUAUGCUCUUAAAUGGGCAGUUGAUAAUGUUCUUAGCAAGGGUCAAACGGUUACUUUGCUCCAUGUUAAGCAAAGGCAGAAUACAAAUCAUUCCACCCUAAAUUCGGCAGCUCCCCUUUCUGAUAUCAACGAAGAAGCUGCUAGAUCGGUUAGGUAUUAUGCUGAAGCUCAAGCUCGAGAGAUCUUUCUUCCUUUUCGUUGUUUCUGCAGUCGAAAAGACGUAAUCUGUAACGAAAUAAUAUUGGAAGACGUAGACAUUUCGAAAGCUUUGAUAGACUAUUGCCAACAUCAUACAAUUGAUGUCAUGGUUGUAAGUGCUUCAUCAAGGAAUCAACUAAUCAGAAGGUUAAAAGGACCGGAUGUUGCAACAAAUUUAUUCAAAGGUUUGCCUGAAUUCUGCUCUGUGUAUGUGAUCUCUAAGGGGAAAAUGUUACAUAGUCGAUCGGCCGCUCAUCCCCUCCGAAGACCCUCCUCGGCCCGAAGCCCGCCACAUCGUCAUAUCAUUCCCACUGGUAUCCCUACAUUUGAUUCCCCCAUGCGUUCUAGUGGCGUUGGUGGUAGUGUCGGUGGUGGUAGCAUUGGUGGUAGUCUUAUUCCAAGAGACAGAGAAAGGUCACCCUUUAACUCAACUAGGCUAGUGGAAGACAUGGACUCGAUAAGGUCACCAUUUACUAGAGGAAGAGCAACAAACGGUAGAGCAUAUGGUGAAAUUGGUGUGCCAGAUUCUGACAUAUCAUUUGUAAACCAUCCUAGUCCUUGGCAAACCAACGACCAUAGAGUUAGUCUUGAUCGUCCUUCAUUUGAUAUAAUGGAAGUCAGACACGGGCCUCGAUUUUCUAAUGGAUCGGAUCUGGAUCGGAUGAGUAUUGGAUCGUCAUUGCAUGAUAGGAGAUCAAUCGAUCAGAAUGCCAUAGUUGAAUAUUCCUCUUCAAAUUGUAGUGGUUUCUCAGCAAACUCUGAAGAUUUUGAAUCUGAGAUGAGAAGAUUGAGAUUGGAGCUCAAGCAAACUAUGGAGAUGUAUAAUGCAGCCUGUAAAGAAGCACUAACUGCAAAACAAAAGGCAAGUGAACUUCAAAGAUCAAGGAUGGAAGAGGAUCACAGACUAGAAGAGGCGCUUUUCGCGGAGGAAACAGCAAGGGCCAUUGCUGAGCAGGAGAAAGCCAAGUGCAGAGCAGCCAUAGAAGCAACAGAAGCAGCUCAAAGACUUGCAGAACUGGAAUCACAAAAGAGAGAGCUUGCAGAAAAGAAAGCCAUAAAAGAAACAGAAGAGAAGCAAAAGGCACUUCAAGCUUUGAAUCAAAAUGAUAUUAGGUACAGGAAAUAUAGCAUUGCAGAGAUUGAAUCUGCAACUUGUUUCUUUUCUGAAUCCCUUAAGAUUGGUGAAGGUGGUUAUGGUCCUGUUUAUAAGAGCACCCUUGAUCACACACUUGUUGCAAUUAAGGUUCUUAGGCCUGAUGCAGCUCAAGGAGAGGCACAGUUUCAGCAAGAGGUUGAAAUCCUAAGUUGCAUAAGACAUCCCAACAUGGUGCUCCUCUUAGGUGCAUGUCCUGAGUAUGGUUGUCUAGUCUAUGAAUUCAUGUCGAAUGGAAGCUUAGAAGACCGUCUCUUUUGUAGAGAAAACUCGCCGCCACUUUCAUGGCAAUUAAGAUUCCGAAUUGCAGCAGAAAUCGGAACAGCAUUACUCUUCCUUCACCAGACAAAACCAGAGCCACUAGUACACCGUGACCUUAAACCAGCAAAUAUAUUACUCGACAGAAAUUAUGUUAGUAAAAUUGGUGACGUUGGGCUAGCGAGGUUGGUACCACCAUCCAUAGCAGACACUGUAACGCAGUAUCGAAUGACACAAGCAGCAGGAACCUUCUGUUACAUCGAUCCAGAGUAUCAGCAAACAGGGAUGUUAGGGACUAAAUCAGAUAUUUACUCUUUAGGGAUCUUGUACUUACAGCUAAUUACGGCGAAACCAGCUAUGGGUUUAACACAUCACGUACAAAGGGCUAUAGAACGAGGAACAUUUGCAGAAUUAUUAGAUGAAAAUGUUCAUGAUUGGCCUUUUCAAGAGGCUUUACAAUUUGCCAAACUAUCUCUUCAUUGUGCAGAGUUAAGAAGAAAAGAUAGACCUGAUCUUACACAAAUAUUACCUGAACUCAACAAAUAUAGGGAGUUUGGUGAAGCAAAUAUGCCCAGUUAUAUGUACCCUCCCGUACCUACAAACACCCCCUAUAGGCCAAGUCAAGUCACCACACAUAAUUAUUCACUUAAUAGUGAAAACCAUUCGACGGCCUCAGUAUUAAGCAGCAACAGAAGUCAUUCAUCUUCAUCAGGAGCAACAUUGUAGCACUUAUUUGUUAUAUUCUCUCUUUCUCUACCCACCAUUGAUAUACAAAUAUUGUAUGUAAUUUGAUGAAUGUAAAAACUCCCUAGAAAUCAUAUAGUCCUCCCUAAUAACCCUAAAUUGACCCCCUCUUGGCCACCAAAGAAAACAUACAGGAAAAUAAUGGAUGCGACAGAGGCGGAGUUGCGUACAACCCAGUCAUGAUGGGAAAAUGACGGGGAUCGAAUUGUACGUACGUACAUUUUUCAGAUUUAUGUUAAGAGUUGAAUGCCAUAUCAACUUUGGAAUAGAGUCUUGUAUGUAAAAUUGUAAAUCGAUAUUUCCUACAAUUCAUAAUUCCAUUGUGUUUGUGCUUC